CCACCACAUCAAGGCGCUGCAAGCUCGGCACAAACGAGCGGAGAUGGGCGACGCGCCCUUUGUGCCGUCGUUUGGCUCGUUCCAGGCGCCGCCAUCGCUCGGCGAGCCGUCGCGCUCGCGGCACGAGACGGAAGAGGAGCGCCGCGAGCGAAAGCGCGCGAAGCACGAGCGCGAGCGGGACAAGGAGCGCCGGCGGGAGCGCGAGAGGGAGAGGGAGAAGGAGCGCGAGCGGGAGAGGGAGAAGGAGCGCGAGCGGGAGAGAGGCCGCACGCAUGCGUCAGGCUCUCGCUCCGGCAGAGAUGCAGAGCGCAGAGGAGACGUCACCCACCGUCCUCAUAACGAGCGCGAGCACGAGCGGCCACGCUCGCGUGAGCGCAUUGAAGCACGCCGAGCGGAUCGGCACGAGCCGUCGAGCAACAAGUCGCACGGCCGCGACAGAGGGCACACCGAGCCUUCGCAGAAAUCAGUCGCUGGGCUGAGCAACAGUACACAGGCGAGUCAGCGCAAGAGGCCCGAUCGCGAGCCAUUGAAGGCACCCGCUGCGGUAGCGAGCAGCUCGCGUCGAGAAGCAAGACAGCCGCGGGCCAAGAACGCGCAGCCGAUCGUGACAGCCCCAGCUGCGCACGCGGCGCUCGAUGUUUGCUUCAUCGACACAUCAGGAGACCCCAUUGCUGCGCUCUACGGCGGCCCAGAGCCAAGCAAGGUGCCCAAGUAUCGGCGAUGUGGAGCUGGCUCUGUGCUUGGGCUCCCUCGCUCGCUGCGCAUCACGUUUGCCAGUGCUCGGCGCGAUGGCAAAGAGCUCGAGCUCGCGCCGAACGGCCAGAGGAGAGUCCGCUACACGGAUGAGUCACAAGCCUGGCAGGCACACGCACAAGCCAGACGUCGUCUGGUGCCGUCCUGCGAUGCGCCCGAAGUCCCCGGCGACUUUGUGCGCAUCCGCUCGGCCCCGCGCGACGACGCCGAGAGUUCCGACGAAGCCGGCCCUUCGUAUCGUGCGCUCGGCAAGGCGCCGCGCCUUUCGCGCUCCCGCUCACGCUCUCGGUCGCGCACACACGAGUCGAGCGACAGCGACGACAGUGAGGCCUCGCUCGGCGAGGAUCCGACUUCAUCGUUGCGCUCUCGCGUCGCGGCUCUCGACUUGCGCGUCCGCGCUGAUCCGGCGGACGGAGAGGCAUGGCUUCAGCUUGCAGAGGCGCAGGGCGACUUGGCCUGGUCCGUCGGCUCAGAAGCAGACGCAGAGGCAGUCAUGACGAGCAAGCAAGCCAGCAAGAGCGGGACAUCGGCACGACAAAGGCGACGCGCAGCUCGAGAUGCGCAGAUGAGCGUGCUUGCUCGUGCUCUUCGCGCUGUGCCACACGAUAUCGAGCUUGCAGUAGCGCACCUGCUUCUCGGCGCCACCGUGUGGCCGCGCGAGCAGUGCGAGAAAGAGUGGCGUGCUCUGCUGGCUCGGCGCACCAGUGCCGAGUGGGCUUCGCGCCUCUGGAAGGGAUACGUGGCGUGGCGAGGCACGCUCAGCGAGGCGCUUGCCGACAUGCUGCAGGUGCUCGCAGAGGGCCUGUAUGAACUGCGAGUGAUGUCAUUCGCCGCACAGAGCGCCAUCGAUCGUCAGACUCUCGAGCUUGGCCUCGUCCAUCUUUGGGCGCACGCUGCACACUUGCUCGCAGACGCUGGCUUCCAGGAGCGCGCCUUUGCACUGGUUCAAGCGCAACUCGAGCUCACCUUCUGCGCCCCGGAAGAGUUCGAAACGCACCGCCUCGAUGCGUCGAGCUACGCGAGUGCUCUAGAAAGCUUGGAAGCCUUUUGGGACGACGAGCUAUCGCGCAUUGGCGAAGAGGGUGCAGCAGGAUGGAGGAUGCAUGCUCAAGGAAAUGCUGCCGCCGACCCUCCGCCUUCAACCGCACCUCCUGUUGCCGUCGCUCAGCCAAGCGUCGAUGCAGGAGGAGCAGCAAGGUGGCUCGCCGCGGAUCGACAGCGAGCCUCGAUGCGCCGUCGACCUGCGCGCACGGCAGAUACGCCCAUUGCCGAGGCCGGCGAGGAAGAGGUCGAUCCGUUCGCGCUCAUCUUCUUCUCUGACCUGCGCGAUUUGCUCGCUGCGCCAAUCAGUAUGCCGACCGUCCAAGCCGCGCUCCUCGACGCGGCACUUGUCUUCCUCGGUCUGCCUGCCGGCAUGGCCGUCGCUGGAAUGGCGAGCGAACACGUCAGCACUCCUGCUCGCAGUCACCAUCGGCUCGUCGCGGACGCCAACUUCGCCGCUCGCUUCUGGCCGCCAAGCCUCAACGGCACAGCUGCGCCUCGUGCGCUGACGUAUGAAGUCGUGGGAGGCGAAGUCAUGCAACCGCAGAGGCAGAGCCGGCUCGGCGAUCCAUUCGCCGCUCCCGUCAAGCUCUGUCCGCCGCGCGUCGACGAGCUCUUUCCGUCGCUGCGGUCGGAGACGUGGGCGCGCUGGUUUGGGCUGGUGGAUGCCGGAGAUAUGCUCGCUGCUGAUGUCGAGGCCGCCAGCUUCAUCCUGGACGACUUGCCGCCCGGCGUCGGCGGUGUGCCGCGGACACUGGCUCGCUUUGCGCUGGAAGAGGCAGCACGCGGCCACAAAGCCGCAAAGGCCCUGGCUCGUGGCGAGCUUAGUGUGGACCGCGACAAUCUCCUGCUCUGGCGGGCCUUUGCACGUCUGGAGCAGAACUGCGGCAAGGUCGAUGCUGCACGGCUAGUCUACCGCAGCGCACUUGCACAAGCUGCAUCAAAAGCUGCUGCUCCGUCCGGCUGCGAAGCGCCAGCGCUGUGGGCCGCCUGGGCAGAGCUCGAGUGGGAAGCAGGACGUGCACGCGCCGCUGUCACUGUGCUGCUCGCGGGUGCAGACGCCGAGCUGCAAGGCGCACCAGACGACGCCAGCCUCGACGCUGUCCUCGACACCUCGACGGAACUGCAGGACGCCUCAGACUUCCGGAUCGCAUCAGCACGCCGGACGUUCGAGACGCUGCUGCGAGCCGGCAGCGAGACACAGUCGAUUCUGGCCAGCGUGGCGUCAUGCGCCGCACUCCUCGAGUACCUGGCUGGCGACGGCUUUGAAUCGGCGUGUGCACUCUUCGAGCUCGCGCUUGCGGUGCUGGGCGACACCGAUGAGCUCGACUCGACCGUGGAGCGCUCGCCUGCGCUCGAGGGCAUCUACCUGGCGCAGGCACGCUUCAUGUGGCGGCACGUCGCCUCGGGCUCCUCCUUCCGCCCUGCGCAGAUCCGCGCCGCGCUGACACGAGCAGUGCAUUGCUUUCCCGGCAACACCGUCUUCGUCGUGCUGCUCGCCGCACACGAGAUGCGCUCCAAGGCCGAGAACCACGUGCGACGCACGCUCGAGCGUGCCGUGCUGCUGCGCAAUACGGCACUGCGCGCCCACUCGCACGAGGCCGAGGCAGAGACGGCAUGGCUGCUGGCGAUCUACUGCGAGCUCAAUCUCAACACCUACACGUUCAACGAGCACGCCGUGCGAGCGCUCUUUGAGCGCGCUCUGGCGGACGAUGCGCCCAGCACGCGAGCCUCGCCGCUGCUCUGGCGGCUCUUUGUCGAGUUCGAGGUGCGCAUCGCUCGUUCACGCGUCCCGCUGGAUCAAGACGACCACAUGUCCGACUCGGACGAGGAAGCUUACCGUGAGGCGCGGCGAAGGCGACGUGAUGCUCAAGGCCGUCUGCGCAAGGCGCUCGAGCGCGCCAAGGGCGUUGCUUAUCGUGCUGUGCGAGCGAGUCCAUACCAGCGAGAGCUGUACCUCGUCUUCUUCGACGCGCCGCUGCGCGAGGCCAUGUCGUCCGCCGAGCUGCUGGACAUCGGCCGGCUGAUAGGGGAGCGCCAGCUGCGCUCGCAUGUCCCGCUCGAGGACUACCUUUCCGCCAGCGACGGAGCCGAGGCAGCCGAUGCUGCGCCCGCAGCGCUCGACGCAGACACAGCAGACAUGCUCGAGCGCCGACGUCUCAUGCCGUACUAGUUCACACGUGAGGCAGACGAGGUCCUGCAUUGGGGGCAGAGUGGAACAAAGAGUACAAGAGCAUGCAACAGCC
Tilletiopsis washingtonensis is the source of this 4040-nucleotide messenger RNA. RefSeq lists its product as hypothetical. The coding region runs from base 44 to 3967 and encodes 1307 amino acids. Gene Ontology annotation, molecular function: protein binding. Gene Ontology annotation, biological process: regulatory ncRNA-mediated post-transcriptional gene silencing; RNA processing; negative regulation of RNA catabolic process. Lineage: Eukaryota; Fungi; Basidiomycota; Exobasidiomycetes; Entylomatales. The record is from RefSeq and is a predicted model, not a curated record. The transcript is spliced from 7 exons. Gene Ontology annotation, cellular component: catalytic step 2 spliceosome.